GAGAGCACCAGAAGUGGUUAUAAACGAGGAGUCUCACACAAAAAGUCAAGACUUCUCAUUUUCAGUAAAUAUAUUGUUUUGCUAGAAAUAGCGGUCACAAUUUUGCAACAUGGCACUAUGAACGUUAUCUUACCAGUAUCUUCUACUUCUGGUUCUUAGUCUCUUCCCUGUCACAUUUACAAAAAAACAGCUACUUUAUUCUCCACACUUCCUGCUAAAUUUUGUAAAAUGUACUCUGUCAUCAUUUAAGCUCACCACAUUUCAGGUUGUGUACUUGUGAGUACUUUCUUUGCUUUGAGAAGCAGAAAUGGAAAACCAAAGGAGAUCACUUGAUGUCUUUGAACCGGCAUUGACUCAUAGUAGUAGUAGAAAUGAGGGUAUUGAUGUGCAAGAACUUCAGAUGAAAGGGGCAGAAUCUGGAAGUAGGACAGGAACGGACAAGCUAAUGAACAAGUGGAUGGCCUUUGACCUCAAAGGAAAUGACCAGAAGAAAGGAGAAAAUAAAGGGAAUGCAGAAAGUCAGAUCCCAAGUGAAACCAGCAUAUCAGAGAGGGCUGCAGAGUGGGGAUUGACUGUGAGGACAGAUGUUGGAGAAGGUAGCUUUCAUGCAAUUAGCAGAGGUGGACAAAAUUCAUUUGCAGAUGGAGAAAGAAGCAAGAAUUCAUUGGAGAGGAAUUCAGUUGGAUCAACAAGGACAUCCGAGGAGUCCUCUCUUGGAGCUGAAUUUCCUAGAGUGUCUCAGGAUCUGAGGGAUGCCUUAGCGACACUGCAACAGACAUUUGUCGUAUCUGAUGCCACAAAACCAGAUUGCCCUAUUGUUUAUGCCAGCAGUGGCUUCUUUACUAUGACUGGUUAUUCUUCAAAAGAGAUUGUUGGAAGGAAUUGUCGCUUCCUACAGGGGAAAGAUACAGACAAGAAAGAAGUAGCAAAAAUCCGAGAAGCUGUGAAAACAGGGAAAAGCUACUGUGGAAGGCUCUUGAACUACAAGAAGAAUGGCACCCCUUUUUGGAACCUGUUAACUGUCACCCCCAUAAAAGAUGACAAUGGAAAUACAAUCAAGUUUAUAGGAAUGCAGGUCGAAGUCAGCAAAUACACAGAAGGCGUUAAUGAGAAAGCAUUGCGACCAAAUGGAAUGCCCAAGUCUUUAAUCAGAUAUGAUGCUCGUCAGAAGGAAAAGGCUUUAGGUUCCAUUACAGAAGUGGUACAAACCGUGAAAGGUCCACGCCCUCAAAUAAAGUCUAGUCAGGAUACUAGUUCCGGAACUGAUAAAGAGAAGCUACAAUUAGAGUUUAUGCUUCCUAAAUCUGCUGAAUCUGAAAGCAUGAGUACACCUGGACGAUAUACACCUCAGUGGGAUGCAAGGAGUGAUGUGUCUCAGGAAUCUGGUAAAAAGUCUAGAAAAUCUGCACGGGUUUCCUUAAAGGGGUUUAAAGGAAGGUCCUCAAGCAUUUCUUUUCCGCCAGAAGAUGAACAGAAUGUUGGGCCUGAGAUACUAAUGAUGGAAGAAGUAGCACGUACUGACAGUUGGGAACGUGCUGAAAGAGAAAGGGACAUACGUCAAGGAAUUGACCUCGCAACAACUUUGGAGCGUAUUGAAAAGAAUUUUGUGAUUACAGAUCCCAGACUUCCUGAUAAUCCAAUUAUAUUUGCUUCAGAUAGCUUUCUUGAACUGACGGAGUUCACACGUGAAGAGAUCUUAGGAAGAAACUGCCGAUUUCUUCAGGGACCUGAAACAGAUCAAGCAACAGUUCAAAUGAUACGAGAUUCCAUUAAAGAACAAAAAGAAAUUACUGUGCAAUUAAUUAAUUAUACAAAGAGCGGGAAGAAGUUCUGGAAUUUAUUUCACUUGCAACCUAUGCGUGAUCAGAAGGGAGAACUACAAUAUUUCAUUGGCGUUCAGUUAGAUGGAAGUGAUCAUCUGGAACCACUAAGAAACCGCCUUUCAGAACAAACUGAACAACAAAGUGCUAAGUUGGUCAAAGCCACUGCAACAAAUGUAAAUGAAGCAGUUCGAGAACUUCCUGAUGCCAACUCGAGACCUGAAGACUUGUGGGCUUUGCAUUCUCUACCUGUCUAUCCACGUCCUCAUAUGAGACACAGUGCUUUAUGGACCGCAAUACAUAAGGUCACUGCAAAUGGUGAAAGAUUAGGGCUCAAUAACUUUAAACCAGUCCGACCUUUGGGUUGUGGAGAUACUGGAAGUGUCCAUUUGGUGGAACUGAAAGGUACAGGAGAUCUUUUUGCUAUGAAGGCGAUGGACAAAUCCAUAAUGCUCAACCGUAAUAAGGUACAUCGAGCAUGUGUUGAAAGGGAGAUCAUAGCUCUCCUAGAUCAUCCUCUCCUUCCAACAUUAUAUUCAUCAUUCCAGACAGAAACACAUGUUUGCCUAAUAACAGACUUCUGUCCUGGAGGAGAGUUAUUUGCUUUGCUUGACAGACAGCCUAUGAAAAUAUUUAAAGAGGAAUCUGCAAGGUUUUAUGCAGCAGAGGUCCUAAUUGGCAUGGAGUAUCUCCAUUGUUUGGGAAUAAUAUACCGGGAUCUGAAACCAGAAAAUAUCCUACUUCAGGCUGAUGGGCAUGUCGUACUAACAGACUUUGAUCUUUCGUUCAAAACAUCCUGUAAACCUCAAGUUAUAAAACAUCCUCCCUCAAAGAGAAGGUCUAGGAGUACCCCACCACCAACAUUUGUUGCAGAACCAGUUUCGCAGUCAAAUUCAUUUGUCGGUACUGAAGAAUACAUCGCACCGGAAAUCAUCACAGGAGCUGGCCACAGUAGUGCGAUCGAUUGGUGGGCUUUAGGUAUCUUGCUUUAUGAGAUGCUCUAUGGGCGUACACCAUUUAGAGGAAAGAACAGGCAGAAGACAUUUUCCAACAUCCUAAACAAGGACCUCACUUUCCCUAGUAGCAUUCCGGUAAGUCUUGCAGCUAGGCAGGUGAUCCAUUCAUUGCUAAAUAGAGAUCCUGCCAGUCGCUUAGGAUCAAAUGGUGGUGCAAGUGAGAUCAAAGAGCAUCCUUUCUUCCGUGGAAUAGCUUGGCCAUUAAUUCGGUGCAUGACUCCACCACCAUUAGACACACCACUUCAGUUAAUUGGAAAGGAAUCAGGCAACAAGGAUAUUGACUGGAAUGAUGACGGAGUACUUGCUCAUCCAAUGGACUUAUUCUAGAGGAUUUUUUUUGGAUCAACCAUAAAGGACAUGUAUCUGGAACUAAUUAUGUGCACUAUUAAAGGAGGGACAAUCUUUCUGAUGAUUUUUUUUUUUCAUAUUGUAUAGAAGCAUGUGUUUAGCCCCUCUUUCGGUAUUUUGCUUUCUUUUUGGCUUUAAGGACCUUGUUCUUAUUUAAGUUUGGAUCCAAGGAAGGCAAUUUACGUACAUAGAAUUUGUAGAAUGGUGUGAGUAGUAGGAAAAUCUUCCUUCAAAAAUUAAGAAUCUGUAUUUGUAGGUUUUGUUGGCAAUUAAAUAAACUUGUCUAGUACUCUUGUAUCAUCAUACAAUAAACAUGUAUUUGAAGCAAAAUCAACAAGUUGCUAUCUUGUACACUAAUAAAUCAUACUUAUUGUA
Molecule: messenger RNA, 3559 nt
Organism: Solanum dulcamara
Lineage: Eukaryota; Viridiplantae; Streptophyta; Magnoliopsida; Solanales; Solanaceae
Product: phototropin-2
Exons: 24
Coding region: 308-3163 (951 amino acids)
Biological process (GO): protein phosphorylation
Cellular component (GO): nucleus; plasma membrane; cytoplasm
Molecular function (GO): protein serine/threonine kinase activity; ATP binding
Source: RefSeq, a predicted model, not a curated record